CACAGAUGACUCUAGAAGAGGUUUAUGACAACUCCACAACAAUAUAGUCUCGAAAGAGACAGAGAUACAGCAUUGUGAAAAAUAUUAAGAGUGAAUUUUGAAAAUGGAAGUAUCUGGAAAACUGCUGUCAUCAAGACUGCUUUCCCUGCUUAUGAAUGGACAAUGGGAAAAAGAUGAUGUUGUUAAGUUGUUUGAAGCCCUCGUGAAAGAAUUUAAUGGCAGAAAUGAAGAUUUUCACACAUGGAUGAUGAAACUCCUUCAUCAAGUGGAGAUUCAUAAAAUCGUGGCAGAACUGAUAUUCCAAAAUGACAAUACGAUUGUGGAUAAUAUUGAAGCCAAAAUUAAUAAAAUAGCCAAAAACACUGAGGAGAAAACACUGGAUGAAAUUUUGGAGGAAAUCUGUGUUCAAGCAGUUAUUGAUAAACAAACAAUGGCAGAAGUGAGAGAUAUUGUGUUAUCUGUGUUCAAAUGUCUGUCAGAUUCUACAGCUCCACAUCUACAAGGAAUAAAGCAAAGUUUGUUUAAGCUCUGUAAAGCUGUAGAAAAGACAAUGAAGAUAACACCUCGAGUGACUCAGAUGGUGAGCUGGUGCAUUCUUGUUCUUUCUAAAUCAAGUCGGUUGGUUCAGGUUGGAACAGGAGAAGGAAAGUCGUGUAUCGUGGCAAUGUUUGCUGCAUAUCAGGCCAUGAUGGGAAAAACCCCAGAUAUCAUCUCCAGUUCUCCUGUACUCGCUGAAAGAGACGCUAAAGAAUGGACCACGUUUUAUAAUGAAUUGAAUAUAACAGUUGAUGCGAACUCCAAUAAAUCAAAAGACACUGAGCUGAAGAAGUGCUAUGAAUGUCAGGUGGUCUACGGUACGACUCAGGAUUUUGCAGGUAAUUUUCUGAGACAGCGCUUCCACAGAAGAGAUGUGAGACCUAAGAGAGAGUUUCAGUGUGUUAUAGUGGAUGAGGUGGACUCGCUAAUGUUGGAUAAAGGUCUUGAAGUGGUCUACUUGAAUAGUAAUAUACCUCUCAUGGAAUCUCUCAAUGGAAUACUGGCUGAAAUUUGGUUGAUCAUCAAUCAGCUAAAGCGUUUAGAGACUGGAGAGAUUUUAGGUCCCAUUCAGCUCUUCUCUAAGGUUCUGUCUGAAAUCAUAAAUGAAAAUAAAAACAUUGAUCCACACAGUAUUGUGCAGAUUGCUGGAGAUGCAGCAAAACAACUCGAUAAUGCAAGUGUUGCCCAAACAGAAGCAUUUUUAACCAUGUUUGUGGAAAACUUCCCUGAGUAUUUCUUUAAACUUUACCAGGAAGGGCCUGAUGGGAAUUUACAGAAACUGAAUAAGAUCAGUUCUACAGAUACAAAUAAGAGACAAGAAAAAUCAGUUCUUCUCCUGGGAAAUGGAAAAUGUCGUUUAGUGCACUAUGAUGAGGACUCACUAGUUAAAUCAUUGGGUAAAAUAAUUAAAAAGAGUUUUCAGUCUGAAUCAAAUAGGGAUCAAAAUGAAUCUUGUAUCCCAGGACAUCAAGAUCUCAUCACUGGCAAAGUGCAAAUCUGGAUUGAAAAUGCUCUGCAAGCCACCAAAAUGACUCUGGGCCACGAAUACAUCCUUCAUGGAGAUGGAGUCGCUCCAGUCGAUUACAAAUGCACUGGUGUUGUGCAGAACAACAUGAAAUGGGGAGAAGGACUUCAGCAGUUCCUGGAGAUGAAACACCAAACUAAACUGUCCAACAUGAGUCUCAUCACAAACUUCAUGUCUAAUGUGGGUUUAUUCAAGAAAUACAAAAACAAUGUAUAUGGGAUCACAGGAACUUUAGGAGACCCAACAGAGCUUGACAUGCUGAAGAAGCUCUACGAUGGCAUUGACACCUGUAAAAUUCCCUCAUUUAGACGAAGGAAACUUUAUGAGCUGGAAGGCAGGGUGAUAUCAGAAGAGGACGAGUGGAUCAGGACCGUCUGUAAUGUUGUUCAGGAUCAAGUGACUUCUACAGUCUAUCGAGGUCCACGAGCAGCUCUCGUCAUCUGUGAAACAAUCAAUCGUGCAGAAAUGCUUCAUAAGACCCUUGCAGACACCAUCUCAAAACACAAACUAAAGCUCUAUGUGAAUAAUAAUAUGGAUAACUCUACAAUAAUAGGUGCAACAGUGCAAGCAGGGGACGUCAUCAUUGCAACUAAUCUAGCAGGUCGAGGUACAGAUCUAAAGGUUUCUGAGAGUGUAAAUGAGGCAGGAGGACUGUUUGUCGUUCAAACCUUCUUACCUCUGAACAUCCGCGUUGAACAACAAGCCUUCGGACGAACGGCUCGCCAAGGGAGUCCAGGAUCUGCUCAACUCAUCAUGUGCAGCAGUCAUUUCUCUGACUCUGUCAAACUAGUGAUGGGCGUAAACACAUCUCUAACCAGCUUACUCAGCCGUCUGAACCAGCUUACAGCUACACUGAUGUUAUGUGGUUCCAUUGAGAGUGUAUUUGAGGAAACAGUUAAUUGUUACAUGGGGAAUCACAGCUCUAAAAAUCUUAAAAAAAUGGUCUCUGCUCUUACAGGCUUCUUAACAAGGAAAUCAAUCCCAUUGAUGGAAAGCAAUCUGAAAAAGGCAAAAGAUGCCAGAAACACUGUGGUGAAGAUCAGACUCUCAAGUUUUCUUGAAAAGGACAUUCCAAAAAUCACAAAAGAGGAAGAGCUUUUUUCUCUUUACCUUGAUGUUUUGGACAAUGUUUAUGAAGAUGAUGUUUUCUCCGACCAGCGUGAUGUAAUUGUGCCCUGUCUCCAUGAGUGCUGGGGUUUGUGGCUCCUGAUGAACUUCAGUGAGGAAAAAUCUAUUGAGAUGUUGAAGGAACAGCUGAAGGUGGACUUGUUGAAUGCAAAGCAGAAACUUUUGAGCAAACAGUCUCCAUCCUCCAUGGUCUACUAUUACAUCAGGUCCGGAAACAAUCUGCGUGAGAAGGGACGCCUUGUGGAGAGCAUUGAGAUGUACAGCAAAGCUCUGGAGGAUGGUGUUUGCUGGGAGGUUAUUCCUCUCUAUAAUCGUGCACUGGCCACUAUUAUGAAGAAAGAUGCUGGCUAUGUUGCUCAAGCACUGGCUGACCUGGAAAAGGCAAACAUGGGAAUAGAUCUGUAUAAGAUACGUCUAGCACUGAUUCUUUUUCAUGUGAAAAUUUCAACCCAAGAGUCGAUAACAGAAGGUGAUUCUUUGCUUAUAAAACAGUUCCAAAUUAAGUGUUUGGUUGUAAACAUAAUCAAGAUGAGCAUUCAAGAUUCUGUAAUGAAGCUGAAGAGGGCUGAAAGCAGAGGAGGAAAUGUGAGCCUGACUGAAACACUUAAUCGUUCUUCAGCAGAAGAACAAGACUUUAAUACAAGAUUUCUGGAAGAGCUGGUAAUGGAAUACUCACAUGUUAGAUCAUUGGGUCUUGACAACAUUUUCUUUUUGGAUGUAAUAUUUUCUUUCAGUGGCUUUUGGUCAAAGAUGUUAAAACUGUCUUGAAAUGUGACACUCUUCUCACAGAUAUCUUUAUGUGCUGUUAGAUGUCAUCACUAAUGUUAACAAUCUAAUGUGUAAAUACAGUAUCUCAAUAAUUAUUCUAAUUCACAUUUAUCAGCUCUGACAUGAAAACUCUGGAAGCACAUUUGUAAGUCCAGAUCAUCAAAAGAGGAGAAAACAGCAAAGCAUGCAGUGUAUUAAAAAUGUAGAAAAUUUUGUCUGCAGUUUAUCUUUUUCAGUUUCAAAGGCAUUUUAUUCAGUUUCACGUAACAUUUUCAUUAGUUUCUUGAAAUGUUACAUUCAAUAUAUUUUGGCACAAAUCUAAUUUGAUAGAAAUGUAGGUGAGGGGAGUGAAUGAACAGCACUCUCUGAAGUGUCCUUGAGCAAUGCAUCUAACCCCCAAUUGCUCCACAGCAAAAAUGGCUUCCCACUGCUCCGGGUGUGUGUUCACUGUGUGUGUGUGUGUGUGUGUGUGUGUGCACUUGGGUGAAAUGCAGAGCACGAAUUCUGAGUAUGGGACACCAUACUUGGCCACAGUCACGACACUUUCACUUUAUUUUAGGUACUUUUCAAAACAUAAAAUUUUGAAAUGUUUAUACCUACGCAAAUUGACUUGACAACAACAAAUUAAGCAAACAAAAUAGAUUUUGGGGAAUGAAAACAAGCAGUAUUUUUUUUUUUUUUUUUACAAACAUUUUUAAUUUGUAUAUGGUGUCAAAAAUGUCAUUCACAAGGUCACGUGGUGAAGGUACACUCAGAUUUGAAAACUUAUUUUAAUGUGUCUAAAAUGCAAAAUAAUAGUUAAAAAUAGUUAAAAGUUUAAAAGUUGUAAUUUCUUUAUACAGUAUAAACAACUUGUGAAAAUGAAAACAUUAAAUUCAAUAAUAAAUGUUAAAAAUAUUUGUUAAAUGCAGUUUUAUUUAUCUUAUAUUUUUGUUUUAUUUUUGUAAUCUGCUUUUGUAAAGUCAUACUUUGAUUUGUGUGUAAAGUUUUGAAAAACAGAGGCAAAUGUGAUACACCCAUGUGUAAUCACAAGGUAAUGUUUCUUUUGGUAGUAAUAUUUAUUUAUUUAUGCAUUUAUUUAAUUAUUUCUGUAUUUAUUUCUUUAUUUAUAUGACAAAAAGAGUUCAUUGUACACUGAGUCAUUAAUUAUCACUACUAAAGACAGGUUUUAAAAGAAAAUGCAACUGUUGCCACUAGAGGGAGUCCAUUGUAGGUUGCUAUGGUGAUGCACAUUGUGUACAGACAGACACUGCAAGCUGCGUUUGAGGAAAGCCACUGAUGUUUUCUUGCAUUAAUUUAUCCUGAUAAAUCAGGUAUAUAUUCAAAAAAAAAAAAAAGAAAAAAGAAAAUAUGUGCCAUUGGUAAUUUAUAAGACAUGUCAGUUCACAUUUCCUAUUCGUGUUUAAACCGAAUAACUUGUUCGUGUUAAAAGUUAGAUGUCAGGAUGAAAGUAAUUACAGGGUAAAACGGUUGAUUGUUGUGAUUGUGGUCAAUUCACAUGUAAAUAAUACAUUUUAUUUCAGUAUGCGCUAAUUUACCAAUAUAAAAAUUACUCAGAAAGUGUAUUUGUAUAUUUGUUCAGACUUAGUGUAUAUGUGUUAUGAGAGUGACGGUAAUCAUUUUGUACAGUAAAACAGUUUCAUUUUAAAAGAUACUAAUAUAACAGUUAAGACAACUGAUGUGUGAAUAGUGUGUAUUUUG
This is a messenger RNA of Ctenopharyngodon idella (grass carp), 5158 nucleotides long. RefSeq names its product protein translocase subunit SecA-like. Gene Ontology annotation, molecular function: ABC-type protein transporter activity; ATP binding. Gene Ontology annotation, biological process: protein targeting; protein import. NCBI's taxonomy places the organism in Eukaryota, Metazoa, Chordata, Actinopteri, Cypriniformes, Xenocyprididae. The transcript has 2 exons. Bases 104 to 3457 code for a protein of 1117 amino acids. The record is from RefSeq and is a predicted model, not a curated record. Gene Ontology annotation, cellular component: membrane.